Vidua chalybeata is the source of this 1846-nucleotide messenger RNA. Its product is annotated as acyl-coenzyme A amino acid N-acyltransferase 2-like. The record is from RefSeq and is a predicted model, not a curated record. Lineage: Eukaryota; Metazoa; Chordata; Aves; Passeriformes; Viduidae. Gene Ontology annotation, molecular function: fatty acyl-CoA hydrolase activity. Gene Ontology annotation, cellular component: peroxisome. Gene Ontology annotation, biological process: fatty acid metabolic process; acyl-CoA metabolic process.
CUUUCUCCAAAGAGGGAAUUCCCAUUGGGAAUGAGCCCUGGAACCUGUCAGCAAGGAAGGGGGCAUGGUGUCACACACCCUCCUGUGGGGGGCAACGCUGGGAAUUCGUGGGGGCUGGAAGUUGGAAAUCCACGUGGAUUUCUUAACAUUCCUAGUUUUUCUUGGUCUCUGCACACCCCUUCCUGCAUUCCUGGGGAGGGAUGUGGCUGUGAGCUGGGAUGGAGGGGAUGGGGGAACAAAGGGGUGCACUGGGUGGAAAAUGGGACUGCAGGAAUCCGUGUGAAACCCUGGGAUGGGAAUAGGGCCCUGGAGCUUCAUCCUGCAGUGACAGAUGGGGGGGGUGGGUGCUACAGGGAAAGUGGGGACUGGCAGGAAUUUCAGGGUGCGGCCGGUGCCAGGCAGGCACGGGGUCACAGGGCAGGAGGGCUCUGCCCUCGACAUUCCCGGGUUAAUGAUUUCCAAGGAAUCCUCGAGCCUCUCCCUCUGCAGAGCCCACGGCCCAGGCUUUGCCCAGCGGGGUGCACCAUGGUGGAGGUGACAGUGACACCGCAGUCCUCGCUGGCCGACCGAGCAGUGCAGAUCCGGGUGCGGGGACUGUCCCCAUCCCAACUUGUCACCCUGCGGGCAUGGCUGAAGGACGAGCAGGGCGAGUGCUUCCAAUCCCGCGCCUUUUUCCGCGCUGACGAAGCCGGAGAGGUGGAUCCCGGGCUCCAUGCCGCCCUGGGGGGCAGCUACUCUGGGGUCUGGCCCAUGGGGCUCUUCUGGUUCCUGCAGCCUGACACCCUUUUCCGACGGCUGGUCAAGCGGGAUGUGGCCGGCAGCCCCUUCCGUGUCCGGCUGGAAGUGUUCGACGGGCUCAGCAUGGGCACGGAUCCCCGGGAGCAGCCGCUGGGAUCCUGCGAGGCCGAGCGCUGGUAUGUGGGCCCCGGAGUGCAGCGGGUGCCCAUCCGUGAGGGAAGGGUCCGUGGCGCCCUGUUCCUGCCUCCUGGUCCGGGCCCCUUCCCUGGGGUCAUUGACCUGUUUGGGGGUGCGGGGGGGCUGAUCGAGUUCCGGGCAGGGCUCUUGGCCAGCCGGGGCUUUGCUGUGCUGGCCCUCGCCUUCUUUGCCUACGACGACCUGCCCCGAGUCCUGGCCCAGCUGGACCUGGAAUAUUUCGAGGAAGCAGCAGAGCUGCUCCUCCGGCAUCCCAAGGUCCGAGGCCCCGGCCUGGGUGUGGUGGGCGUCUCCAAAGGUGCAGAGGUGGCCUUGGCCAUGGCCACCUUCCUGCCACAGGUGGUGGCCACGGUGUGGAUCAAUGGCACGAGCUUCCUGUAUGGAAACCCGCUGCUCUAUAAGGAGCUCCGCAUCCCUGCCAUUCCCUACUACACCGAGCGCGUCCUGUUCACCGAGGUGGGAGCCAUGGACAACUCAGCCAUUUUCGCCGACCCCCGGGAUCCCGCCUACCGCGCCUCGGCCAUCCCGGUGGAGAAGAUCCGGGGAAAGGUACUGUUUGUGGUGGGAGAGGCCGACCGGAGCUUCAACAGCAAGCUCUUUGCCGAGCUGGCCCUGGCGCGGAUGCCGCCGGAGAGUGGCCGGAUCCUGUCCUAUCCCGGCGCCGGGCACCUGAUCGAGCCCCCCGGAUCCCCCCUGUGCAGCAACUCCAGCAUCCGGGGCACUCCCAAGCCGGUGGCAUGGGGGGGAGAGCCCCAGCCCCAUGCCCGGGCCCAGGAGCAUUCCUGGCAGGAGAUCCUGCAGUUCUUGGAGCUCCAUCUGGGGUCGGUUGCCGCCAUGAAGCUGUGAGGGGUGGGGAAAAGGGCUUGGGAUCACCGGGAUUGUCACUGCGGGGAAUAAAGUGUCACUGGUGGCU